This is a messenger RNA of Egretta garzetta (little egret), 3054 nucleotides long. RefSeq names its product RNA binding motif protein X-linked (gene RBMX). The transcript is spliced from 10 exons. The coding region runs from base 41 to 1183 and encodes 380 amino acids. Gene Ontology annotation, cellular component: spliceosomal complex. NCBI's taxonomy places the organism in Eukaryota, Metazoa, Chordata, Aves, Pelecaniformes, Ardeidae. Gene Ontology annotation, molecular function: RNA binding. The record is from RefSeq and is a predicted model, not a curated record. Gene Ontology annotation, biological process: positive regulation of mRNA splicing, via spliceosome.
AACAACCCAAUGCUUUUAAUAGGUCAUUUGCAGAAUCAAAAUGGUUGAAGCGGAUCGUCCUGGGAAACUGUUCAUUGGGGGCCUGAACACAGAGACUAAUGAAAAAGCCCUUGAGGCUGUAUUCGGCAAAUAUGGACGCAUUGUGGAAGUCCUUUUGAUGAAAGAUCGUGAAACCAACAAGUCCAGAGGAUUUGCAUUUGUCACAUUUGAGAGUCCAGCAGAUGCAAAAGAUGCUGCCAGAGAUAUGAAUGGAAAGUCAUUAGAUGGGAAAGCAAUUAAAGUGGAACAAGCAACCAAGCCAUCCUUUGAAAGUGGUGGUAGGCGUGGGCCGCCACCCCCUCCACGAAGCAGAGGUCCUCCCAGGGGCCUUAGAGGUGGAAGAGGCGGAAGUGGCGCGAGAGGACCACCUUCAAGAGGGAGUCACUUGGGGUCUUCUCGAGGACCACUUCCUAUGAAGAGAGGUCCACCUCCACGAAGUGGAGGCCCUCCACCUAAAAGAUCUGCGCCUUCAGGACCAGUGCGUAGCAGUAGUAUGGGAGGAAGAGCUCCUGUGUCACGUGGAAGAGACAGUUACGGUGGUCCUCCACGCAGAGAACCAAUGCCAUCACGAAGAGAUGUCUACAUGUCUCCAAGAGAUGACGGUUAUAGCACUAAAGACGGUUACUCAAGCAGAGAUUAUCCCAGUUCCAGGGAUACACGGGACUACGCGCCACCUCCACGAGACUACGCGUAUCGUGAUUAUGGUCAUUCCAGUUCACGUGAUGAAUACCCAUCCAGGGGAUAUAGCGAUCGUGAUGGAUACGGUGGUGGACGCGACAGAGACUACUCGGAUCAUCCAAGUGGAGGCUCCUACAGAGAUUCAUAUGAGAGUUAUGGUAACUCACGUAGUGCUCCACCUGCACGAGGGCCCCCGCCAUCUUAUGGUGGAAGCAGUCGAUAUGAUGAUUACGGCAGCACACGAGAUGGAUAUGGAAGCCGAGAAAGUUACUCAAGCAGCAGAAGUGAUGUCUACUCAAGUGGCCGUGAUCGUGUUGGAAGACAAGACAGGGGUCUUCCCCCAUCCAUGGAAAGGGGCUAUCCACCUCCUCGUGAUUCUUACAGUAGUUCAAGCCGCGGAGCACCCAGAGGUGGUGGCCGUGGUGGAAGCAGAUCCGAUAGAGGUGGAGGCAGAAGCAGAUACUAAAAACACUCUUAAACUUUUGGACCAAGACAGAUUACUUCUCAAAAAAAAAAAAAAGUGGAAGUUGUUCUAUCUUUACUACCAGAGGACUACUAAAAGGAAAAGUUGUUUUUACCUUUUUUUAUUGUUGCCUGUUAAGUUUUCCCCUCCAUGACUUUUAUGCUUUUGUGAGGAAAAGUUAAACCAAUGUUUAAUUUCAUUUCAAAAUUGUUAACAUUUCUUUCGAAAAGCAGAUGUUAAAUGUAUAAAACUUGAGCUGUGUACUAGUGUUGUAAUUUUCAAAGUAAAGUUUCCCUGAAAUGCCACAGUUCCCAUCUGAUUUUCCUCAUGAAUGGAACAAGCAGUUCUUAAAGAUCUUCCACACAACAUCCAACCAUCUAACAUGGAGAUGGAUUGUUCUACAUGUUCAGCAUCUCAUUCUUAAACAAAGUAUUGCUUGUGAUUUGGAGGGUGGUGGGGAUGUUCCACACAAAGUUCAGUUUUGCCUAGCAUUUGAAGUCACAGUGUUCUCAGUACAAAAUGCCUUCAGAUCCUUGUGUAAAGAAAAAUAGAGGAUUUCAUUCACUUAACCCGAAAAAAGCAAGUGGAUAAUACUAUUUUCUGCCUUCCUACUGUUUCAUGGGGAGUUUGAAAAGAUCUCCCAUCCAAAUAAAUCAUGUACAUGUAAGUCAGCUACAGAAUACUGUAAAAAUAAAAAAAAUUGACCAAUUCCAUCAAAGAAGCUGCAAAACGAUGCUUACUCAUACUGUUUCAAAUUUUUGCAACUCUGUAGUGUUUCACUUUUAAAGGAACAUCUUUGAUUCCAAAGGAGAAAAUAAGAUAAGCAAAGAAGUCUUUCUCUCCAACUUCUCAAAGGCUUAUGGCUUCAUAAAAACAAGUGAAUCUUUCAGCAUUCCACAGCUGAUUUAAAGCAUCAAAUGCCUGUGAAACAGCAAAGAUGGGUGAUAACUUCUAGAAGAGAACUGCUGAAGUAAUGCUGGUUCGUCUGUGUUGAUGGCAGAGAUGAGUAGUGCCUGUACCAAUACAUAAGUUAUGGUGACUAGAAGGCGGCAGUGCAGCAGUGGAUAUGCAUUGGAAAAUCAAAGGAUAACAAAGUGCAACUGAUAAAGCUUGGCUUUGGAGUGUGGUGUUACCCAGUAUUUGUUUUAGAGGAUUGUGUUACCAUUCAUGAAUUGCCUUUGAAAGUAGCACUACGAAUCUCUUGGAUAUGAAAAAAAUUCUCAGGUGGAAGUCAGUUGCUGUCUGCCGCAGCUAACAUCUUCCAAGAGUCAAGAGUGAGCCUUUCUUUUUAGUCAGUGUACACGCAUCGGUAGAUUCUGCAGCAGAAAAAUACUCCAGGGUUACCUUUUACAUAGGGUACUUCCUGUUUAGGCUGAAAAAAAGAGCAAGUUAAAGUGAGUUUUAAUCCUCUAAAAUACGGAGAACUAAAUUGUUACAAAUUCUUGUUCACUAAAAAACAAUUAAAAGUUUUACUGUGUUCUUACAUUAAUGGUUUUGUAAUUGUCCAGGCCUUCUGGAUGAGAGGAAAGAAGUGUUGAGGUACUGAGGCGAUAUUAGUGACAAAUGCCCAGAAUAAUUAGUGGUGUUGUAUGUACUGACAUCUUGCAAAACUCCAGGCAGCACUGCAUCUGUUCCAACAAGAUGCUUUCUUCAAAACUUUGCCUUGGUUUUGAUGGAUUUUUAUUUUACAUAUAUGUUGAUGUGCCAGUGUACGAGAGAGGAAUCUUCAGGCACCAGUAUUUCAUGUAGAAAACUAACUUCAGAUUGGCUGAAUUACUUAAACAGUCACGGCUAAUCAAGUUCACGUUGACUUUUUCCGUGGUAGACAUAAACUGAUCUCAUUUAAACAACUAACACCCACUUUAUAAUGAGUA